This is a messenger RNA of Contarinia nasturtii (swede midge), 1955 nucleotides long. It is a transcript of the gene Arl5, whose product is annotated as ADP-ribosylation factor-like protein 5B. Gene Ontology annotation, molecular function: GTP binding; GTPase activity. Gene Ontology annotation, biological process: vesicle-mediated transport; protein localization to Golgi membrane; intracellular protein transport. The record is from RefSeq and is a predicted model, not a curated record. Gene Ontology annotation, cellular component: trans-Golgi network; cytoplasm. The coding region runs from base 1352 to 1891 and encodes 179 amino acids. The transcript is spliced from 6 exons. NCBI's taxonomy places the organism in Eukaryota, Metazoa, Arthropoda, Insecta, Diptera, Cecidomyiidae.
AAGAGAGCGAGAGCAAAUACAGAUUUCGAAUAGAUAUUGUGUGUGGCAUAUUUACACUGAGUGAGUGAAGAUAUUUCGUUUAACGCUUAUACAAAAAAAAAAAUCAAUUUCAAUCAGUAGACAAAUUUCAUCAAAACGAGACGAUACGAGAGAGUGAAUAGGGUCUCUUUUUGAACCAGAUGAAAUUUUGUAAAAUUGCCUGUGUUCAGUCGAAUAAAAAACUGUAGAAAAUAAUUAAAAGUGAAAAAUAAAACGAAAUAAGAAAGUACAAUCAUUUUUUCUUCCUCUGGAAAAUAAUUUUGCAAUUAAUAGUACAACAUCAAACAAAAAAAAAAAUAUUUCCCGUUGCGUGUUUACUUGCCUAGUACAAGUCUUGAAAUCAUAUCCGAGAUCAAUGUGUGUUUCGUCAGCCUUUUGUUUCAGCUUCUAUGAUUGUUAAUUGUAUCGAACCAAAGUGGAGUAUUGAACCAGAAUAUCAAUAUCAAAAUAUUUUGACUGUGUCAGGUAUUGAAUUUGCAUAGAACUCUUCAACGUUUUCGAGUGGGCUUUUCAUAUCCAGACAAGUGGUUAUUUUUUGUCAAUUUAAUCUAAUAAAUGAAUUCCCACUGAAAUCGUCAUUGUGACGCAUACUGUAAACACUCCAUCAGACUAACAAAGAAAAAGAAAAGAAAUGUGAAUAAUAAUUCAAUUAUCACCAAAUUGAACAGAUAUAUCUACAAAAAUACAAUACAUGAAGACAGGAUGCAAAGCAGCCUAAACAAAAUAAACAAAAUACCAAAAACCUUCAGACAAAUCUAAACAAUGUGAAUGCUUCCGUAUGGGAAUAGAUAGAUUAGAAUAACAGCAGAUUACGCACUAAAUAAUAACAAAUAAAAAAUAAAAACAAUAUACGAAAAACGUGAAUGAACGGAAUUGGUGACCGUGUCUUUCUUUUUCGUUUUUUCGUGUUUUCAAAGUCAAUAAACGUACAGCGGUUUGAACGAAUGUGACAAGAAUAGGCACAACCACCAUCAGUGCAAAAACCAACAAAAAAAAUCCAUACAAAAUAUUAAAUUAGACUAUUUAGUGAGCUUUUAAAUAUAUGAGUGGCUUGUUUUAAUACGUCGGGUCUCAUGUGCUUGAAUUGUUUUGAAGUGUGCUUUUCAGUUGUGUAUUUUUAUCAAUGUAAAUAACAAUAUUAUUUAAAGUUUUGACCUUUGAGCGUUUUUCAAUCGUUUUAAAUCAAUCAAAACAAUCAGUAAUUAUUAGUUGCAAGUCCAUAUUGAUUGGUGCGAUAGAAAGAGAGACAGAGAUACAGACACAAAAAUAUCAUUUAGUUACCACUUUUAUUGAUUCAAAACAUUUUAACAAUAUGGGACUAUUAUUUGGAAAAUUAUGGAGCCUUUUCGGUAACGAGGAACACAAAUUAGUUAUGGUAGGCUUGGAUAAUGCCGGCAAAACAACAAUCUUAUACCAAUUUUUAAUGAAUGAAGUGGUGCAUACCAGUCCAACAAUCGGUUCAAAUGUCGAGGAAAUUGUUUGGAAAAAUAUCCACUUUUUAGUAUGGGAUCUGGCAGGUCAACAAAGUUUAAGGACGGCGUGGAGUACAUAUUACACAAACACAGAGUUUAUUAUUAUGGUUAUCGAUUCCACGGACAGAGAACGUUUGGCUGUUACACGUGAAGAACUUUAUACAUUGUUACAACACGAAGAUCUAUCAAAAGCAUGUCUUCUCGUAUACGCAAAUAAACAAGACUUAAAAGGCGCGAUGUCUGCAGCAGAAAUAUCACGUCAAUUAGACUUAACAUCAAUAAAAAAACACCAAUGGCAUAUACAAUCGUGUUGUGCAUUGACAGGCGAUGGGCUUUAUCAAGGCUUAGAAUGGAUAACACAAAGAAUAAAAAAGAAAUGACCUGACUAAAUUCUUAGUUUACUCGUUGUAAAGCUUUAAGAAUUCAUAAUAAUUAUUUAGAGAA